AUGAAUCUCGUUCCCUUCGUUUGCCAGCUAUGCUCUUCUCAGAUCUUCAUGAUACACUCACUUAGCUGCACUUGCAAGCAUUGCUCCGCGUUUGGACUUUUUCUAUUUCACCUCCAACAACCCGAAGUGUAA
This is a messenger RNA of Caenorhabditis elegans, 132 nucleotides long. It is a transcript of the gene C17B7.14, whose product is annotated as Nuclear receptor domain-containing protein. Lineage: Eukaryota; Metazoa; Nematoda; Chromadorea; Rhabditida; Rhabditidae. The transcript is spliced from 2 exons. The coding region runs from base 1 to 132 and encodes 43 amino acids. The record is from RefSeq and is marked reviewed.